This is a messenger RNA of Mastomys coucha (southern multimammate mouse), 1383 nucleotides long. It is a transcript of the gene Dync2li1, whose product is annotated as dynein cytoplasmic 2 light intermediate chain 1. The transcript is spliced from 13 exons. Gene Ontology annotation, biological process: intraciliary retrograde transport; intraciliary transport involved in cilium assembly. Gene Ontology annotation, molecular function: dynein heavy chain binding. The record is from RefSeq and is a predicted model, not a curated record. Gene Ontology annotation, cellular component: cytoplasmic dynein complex; ciliary basal body; axoneme. Bases 110 to 1165 code for a protein of 351 amino acids. Lineage: Eukaryota; Metazoa; Chordata; Mammalia; Rodentia; Muridae.
UGCCAUGGAAACGUAGGAGCCUGCUCGGCCCUACUAGGAGCUUGUGGCCUGCCUAGGUCAGGAUCAUUCCCCACGCGGAGCCCAGGACAUCUCGGGCAGCGCAGCCACCAUGCCCAGUGAAACUCUCUGGGAAAUCGCAAAAGCUGAAGUAGAGAAACGGCGAUGUCAUGGAAGUGAGGGGGAGGGAGCUGAAAUCGGAGAAAAAUCUGUUUUCUUCAUUGGCAGUAAAAACGGGGGAAAGACUACCAUUAUCCUAAGGUGUCUUGACAGGGAUGAGCCAGCAAAGCCGACCUUAGCUUUGGAAUACACGUAUGGAAGGAAAACCAAGGGGCACAACACACCAAAAGACAUUGCUCACUUUUGGGAACUGGGUGGAGGAACCUCUUUACUGGACUUAAUCAGCAUACCAAUCACAGUGGACACCUUAAGGACGUUUUCUAUUGUUCUUGUUUUGGAUCUUUCCAAACCUAAUGAUCUUUGGUCCACCAUGGAAAAUCUGUUGCAAGCCACAAAAAGCCACGUAGACAAGGUGAUAAUGAAGCUGGGCAAGACAAACUCCAAGGCUUCGGCUGAGAUGAGGCAGAGGGUGUGGAGUGUGAUGCAGAAGGACCAUCCGGAUCGGGAAUUAAUUGACCCAUUUCCAAUACCUCUGGUCAUUAUUGGAAGUAAAUAUGACAUUUUCCAGGAUUUUGAUCCUGAGAAGAGAAAGGUGAUCUGUAAGACCCUGCGCUUUGUGGCACAUUACUACGGAGCCUCCCUGAUGUUUACCAGCAAAUCAGAAGCUCUUUUACUGAAGAUGCGCGGUGUUAUCAACCAGUUGGCAUUUGGUAUUGAUAAAAGCAAAUCAAUGUGUGUGGAUCAAAACAAACCACUGUUUAUCACAGCAGGACUGGAUUCCUUAUGUCAAAUAGGGUCUCCUCCUGUUCCUGACAGUGACAUUGGAAAGCUGCAGGCCCACUCACCUAUGGAGCUGUGGGAAAAGGUGUAUGAAAAGCUCUUCCCACCAAAGAGUACCAGUACCCUGAAGGCGAUCCAGGACCCAGCCCGAGACCCACAGUAUGCAGAAAGUGAAGUCGAUGAAAUGAGGGUUCAGAAGGAUCAGGAGCUAGAGCAGUACAAGAGAAGUUCCUCCAAGACCUGGAAGCAGAUUGAGCUUGACUCCUGACUCUGCCUCCCUGCUGUGGGUAUGCCUUCCUUCCCAAGUUCAAGGGAGAUUAUUUUCUUACCUUCUGUGGCAAUGUGUGAAGAAAGCUGAGCAUAUAAUCUGUUAGAGAAAAUCUAUUUCUUGUUCUGGUACAACUUUCUGAAUGUUAUGAAGUCUUUUAGAAGGAAAAUAUCACUAUAUGUCAUUCUUUUUCAAAUAAAAGAAUUUUCUAUCACCUA